AUGGAGGCGAGCUGCUUGUCGCUGCGGGACCUGACGGGCGGCCGGCCGGCGCGGCGGGGCCGGGCGGACGGGGCGGCAGAGGCGGCGCAGAAGGAAAAUAUAUUUGAUCGAUCCAGGAUGGCCCCGAAGACUCCCAUUAAAAAUGAACCAGUUGACCUAUCAAAGCAGAAAGGCUGCACCCCAGAAAGAAGUCCAAUUACACCUGUUAAGCUCAUUGACAGACCUCAACCUGACCCCUGGACUCCCACUGCUAACUUGAAGAUGCUUGUUAGUGCUGCUAGCCCUGACAUGAGGGACAGAGAAAAGAAGAAAGAGCUCUUCAGAUGUAUAGAAAACAGUGAGCAGAAUGACAUGUCUGAUUGUUUACAGUAUGAUAUGGUAGACGACAGCGCGGUUGAUGAAUUUGAAAAGCAGAGGCCCAGCAGAAAACAGAAAAGCUUAGGACUCUUGUGCCAAAAGUUUCUAGCUCGCUAUCCAAGUUACCCAUUGUCAACAGAAAAAACUACUAUUUCUUUGGAUGAAGUGGCUUCAAUUCUUGGAGUAGAGCGGAGACGAAUCUACGAUAUAGUGAAUGUUCUGGAGUCAUUGCACUUAGUUAGCCGUGUGGCCAAGAACCAGUACUGUUGGCAUGGCCGGCACAACCUAAGUCAAACUCUGAAAAGGCUUCAGGAAGCAGGAGAGCUGCAGUAUGGAGAGCUAAUGGCCUUCUUUCAACUCAAGGAGCAGGAGCUGGACUAUACUAUAGGAGAAAGGAAAAAGGAAAUACUUCUGGAUUCUCAAGACAGAGCACUGCUUGACUUUUCAGAACCUGAUUGCAGCUCCGCAUCUGCAAACAGCAGAAAGGACAAGUCAUUGCGGAUUAUGAGCCAGAAGUUUGUCAUGCUGUUCCUUGUCUCCAAGACCAAGAUAGUCACUCUUGACAUCGCAGCAAAGAUACUGAUAGAAGAAAGCCAGGAUACAGUGGACCACAGCAAAUUUAAAACAAAGGUACGAAGACUGUAUGAUAUCGCCAAUGUUCUCACCAGCCUAGGCUUGAUAAAGAAAGUCCAUGUCACGGAGGAACGGGGGCGCAAGCCAGCCUUCAAGUGGAUUGGGCCUGUGGAAUUCAGAGGAAAGAUGGGUGAUCCAAGAGGGCAUAGCCCAACACCUGAUCAUCUACCAGAGAGGCAGAGGGAAGCCUGUGCCCCAUAUCAGACCUGUGCCAAUGGAAAGCAAAGAUUCACAUGUCACACUUCAUUUAAUGAUGCAGAGCCUUGUGAAGGGACCAAAAGGAAGGUCAUUUCUGAGCCUAACAGCCCACGUCAAGAGAAGCAAGCUUGUGUUGUGAAUUCAGAUGAAUAUUGUUCCAAAAUGGUAGAUCUAGCUACUGUCUGUAGACAGAAACUAGAAGAAGAUACUGGGAAUAAAGCUUGUGCCACAGAAACAAUCUUAAAUUCAGGAAGGAACCCAAGCAUAAACUCUCCUUUCUCCCUUCUUCCAGUUCCAAGGGACUCUGAUUUUUGCCUUAAACCUUUGCCUCACACAUUAUUCCCUGUGGUUCAAUCAGAUGUGCCGUGCCUUUCGCUGCCUAAUGGAGUCAGCAGCCAAGCUCUACAUCUUCCUGCUCCAGCAGUCUCCAAAACAGAAAAUGGAAAACCUACUCUGCUCCCCAACCAACCCUUCUUGUACUUCCCCUCUUCAUCCCUUUUUAUGUUAUGUGGCAGUCUUCAGGAAAAUGUUUUGAGAGAGAACCACCCUGUUGUAGGAGAUGUUAGGGAGUGGGUCUCACCCCUAAAAGCAGAGGGUGCUGUAUCUCCAGUUAACUCCCAGAAACGCAGCUCCCACGAGUGCACAUCACCCUCUGCCCCUAUGGACAAUGAAGAGCCUGUUGCUAAAAAGCAGACUGUGGAACAGAACGAUGUCCCUCUCUCGCUUGUAGUACCCAAGAAGCCCUUUGAGUUACCUGAGGCAGAAUCUACCCUGGGAAGUGGCUGUACAUCUGCUGUGCAUCUAGAAGCUAUGCAUCUUGACCUCACAACUCCUGCUGCUCCAGAGGCUGCAGACAAGGAGGCUACUAAGUCUUUAGAUUCUCAGGAGCAAGAAAAACCAUUUCAGAAUAAACACUCCGAAGAACCCUCUCCAGGAAAAGAGCACAUCUCUAAAGAAAAUACCAAUCAACACUUCCUACCACAAUAUCUCUAUGUUCAGCCUACUGCUGGAUUAAGCAGUUUUAAUUUCCUGUUCUCUGCAAAUCAAGCCCCUGGUGCUGUUGGCCUGGCUGCGAGCCAGUUACCUUCUCUGAGUGUCCCCUGUGUUGUGGUGCCGUCAGCAGCCUUGGCUUCCUUCCCGCUUGUCUGUUCUCCUGCAAUUCCAAGCUCUCUUUCUCCAGUUCCUGAUGGUUCCUUCUCAGCUGCUGCCUCCAUGAAUUUCAGUAUGUCUGGCCUGGCAUCAACAACGCCUGUUUUCAUAGGCACCACGGCAAUGGUUUCUCCAAAGGCCUCACAUUCACCUUCAGCAGAUCCCCAGCAACCAGCUCACCCUACUGUGCCCCUGAGUCCUGUACUACCAAGGUCUUGCAGUACUGUUAAACUGGACUCCCCUGUGUACAUGGGGCAUCCUGUGACUCUUUUGAAACUGCAGCAGCCUUUGUCAGCUCCCCUCACUCCUAAGAGCAUUCGUCCUGCACAUCAUGAGGCAUUUUUCAAAACUCCUGGAAGCCUUGGAGACCCUGUUGCAUGGAAAAAAAAUGAAGGUAACCAGACCAGAAAUGCCAGCUCUGUGCAGAGGAGACUAGAAAUCUCUAGUACCAGCACUGACUAA
This is a messenger RNA of Rhea pennata, 2799 nucleotides long. RefSeq names its product E2F transcription factor 7 (gene E2F7). The record is from RefSeq and is a predicted model, not a curated record. Gene Ontology annotation, biological process: regulation of transcription by RNA polymerase II. Bases 1 to 2799 code for a protein of 932 amino acids. The transcript has 12 exons. Gene Ontology annotation, cellular component: RNA polymerase II transcription regulator complex. NCBI's taxonomy places the organism in Eukaryota, Metazoa, Chordata, Aves, Rheiformes, Rheidae. Gene Ontology annotation, molecular function: RNA polymerase II cis-regulatory region sequence-specific DNA binding; DNA-binding transcription factor activity, RNA polymerase II-specific.